Closterium sp. Naga37s-1 is the source of this 324-nucleotide messenger RNA. Lineage: Eukaryota; Viridiplantae; Streptophyta; Zygnematophyceae; Desmidiales; Closteriaceae. The record is from the annotation of a GenBank genome assembly.
AUGGGCUUCACGGCUACGCUGCUGCACGGCUUUGCGGCUACUCUGCUGCUCGGCUGCGCUGCUGCACUGCUGCUCGGCUGUGCUGCUGCACCUGUUCAGCUGCGGGAAAAGGGGAAUGGGGUAGAAGUGCAGAUGCGGGGCGACGGGCGGCGGCCCGACGAGAAGAUGCGGGGCGACGGGCGGCGGCCCGACGAGAAGCUGCGGGGCGACGGGCGGCGGCCCGACGAGAAGAUGCUGGGCGACGGGCGGCGGCCCGACGAGAAGCUGCGGGGCGACGGGCGGCGGCCCGACGAGAAGAUGCCGGGCGACGGGCGGCGGAAUUGA